Parathielavia appendiculata is the source of this 709-nucleotide messenger RNA. Its product is annotated as translation machinery associated TMA7. The coding region runs from base 138 to 344 and encodes 68 amino acids. NCBI's taxonomy places the organism in Eukaryota, Fungi, Ascomycota, Sordariomycetes, Sordariales, Chaetomiaceae. The record is from RefSeq and is a predicted model, not a curated record. The transcript has 6 exons.
CUUCAAGUUCCUUCCUCGAGGAAUCUGUGACAAGCGCCCAUCUUCGCUGCCAUACUUUUCACAAAGGUGCGUCGCUUGUGAGAGGAACACUUCUUGAAAAACCUGUCCCCACUAUCUUUUUCCAAGCUCAGAGCACAAUGGGUGGUCAAAGCAGAGACGGCGGUAAGGCCAAGCCCCUCAAGGCACCAAAGAAGGGUCCCAAGGAGCUCGACGACGACGACAAGGCCUUCCUCGAGAAGAAGCGCGCCGAAGAAAAGGCGAGGAAGGAUCUCGCGGCGAAGGCCGCCGGCAAGGGCCCUCUGAAUACCGGUACCCAGGGCAUCAAGAAGUCGGGCAAGAAAUAAACUUCAAGACCGAGGACGGGCGUUGCAUUGCGUUGCGGGUUUUCUUGGCUGGGGGGAGGAACAUCGCGGUUUUUGUGUACUUUGGGGCGCAAAACGGCGCCAGAGCGGCAACCUGGGCUCAGGAAUGGCAUAACUCCUCAGGCACGGUCUCUGACGAGAAUAUGAGCCACGUUCUUCACAACCAUUUUCCUUACUUACACUUCUCGUGAGCGCAGAAGAUUGGACAUGCUUCGGAUCGAGGCUCGAAAAAGACCUGGGUCCAUAAUAUUGGAUUUGCUUCUACGGACGGGGACAGAAAAAGGGAAAAUGGAAGCUAGAGCAGGGGAAUAAGGGGACGAAAAGAGAGAAAGGAAAGAGGGGCGGGG